ACAGACAUCGUGUGUGUGUGUGUGUUGACAUCUAAAACUUCUGUUUGUGCGCAGUGUGUGUUUAAAUAAAGCUUCCGGCCUUUGAAUCCUUCGACUUCCGCGUUCGAUCGAGCAGUUUCAGUGUUUACUGUCAUUAUUGUGGAUAAACGUCAGUUUCCCGAGCGGAUCUGCGGUUUAUGCGGAUCCAGGAUCUGUCCGCAGGCUUUAGUCCAGCUGUGUGUGUGUGGGGAAUAUGAGCUGAGAUGCCGUCUGUGUCCAGUGGAGUGAAGGAUCUGUACCUGUCCUCGUCACUGAGGGAACUCAACAAGAAAGCGGAAGUCAAACCGGAAAAGACCAGCACCAGAAACUAUGUUCAGAGCGCCUAUAAGAUCUUCAAGGCUGCGGAGGAGAGUCGUCUGGAUCGAGACGAGGAGAAAGCGUACGUCCUCUACAUGAAGUAUCUGACGGUCUAUGACCUCAUCAAGAAGAGGCCCGACUUCAAGCAGCAGCAGGAGUUCUUCCUCUCCAUGCUCGGACCGAACAGUUUUAAGAAGGCCAUUGAGGAGGCAGAGAAACUAUCAGAGAGUUUGAAGCUCCGGUAUGAGGAAAUGGAAGUGCGUAAACAGCUGGAGGAGAAAGACCGACAGGAGGAAAAGAGACGAGAAGAAAGAACUGAGAAAGAUGGACGUUCUUCACCGAGAGCUUCAGAGAAGAAGGACAACAAGGUUAAAGUGGAGCCCAACAGCAGUAAGACUGGAUGUGAUAAAGGAAGCAUCAGCGCUGAGGGAUUGUUCCGGCUGAUGAAGGAUCCCAGUAUCAGUGUGUUGGUGAUGGACACUCGAGCCAGUCAGGACUUCCAGGAGUCGCAGAUGUGUGUCCCGUCGCAGACGUGUAUCAGCGUACCGGAGGAGGCCGUGAGCCCGGGGGUGACGGUGAAUCAGAUCGAGCUGAAGCUCCCAGCAGCGUCUCUGGAGGACUGGAAGCGCAGAGGCUUCGUGGAUUACCUGGUUCUGCUGGACUGGUUCAGCUGCGUCUCUGAUCUCAGACUGGGAACCACUUUACAGAGUCUGAAGGAUGCUCUCUAUAAGUGGGACAGCAGUAUGAUCCUGCGCAGUGAGCCGCUGGUGCUGGAGGGAGGGUACGAGAACUGGCUGCUGUUUUACCCGAUGUACACCAGCAACGCUAAAGUCAAGCCGCCCAGACAGCAGGAGUCCAGCGCACCGCCCCAGCUGAACUUCACGUACCCGUCGCUGGAGGAGCCCAAGCCUGUGGUCGAGUGUGAAGAGCCUGAGCCUGCGCAGAUCAACGGCUCCACUGUGACCCAGGACCCGCCGGCAGAACCGCUCGCUAACACACACACACCACACACACACACGCCCCUCGUUCAGCCCACCGCCACUGACGCCGCCGCCUCGCCCAGACACACUCCACAGGUCGACCGCACGAAGAAACCUUCGGUGAAGCUGCCGCCGAGUGUGAAGACCAGCGACGAGCCUCCGGCUAACGACAGCCCUGCGGUGCCCAACGGCCUGGUUCUGCCGGACCGCUCCACCAAGCCCACCCGACCCGCCGGACCCGCGAGCGACCCGUCCCGAGCCCUCAGCGCAGAGGAGCGCCGGGAGAUCCAGGCCGAGACCCUCAGCCUGAUGGAGACGGCCCGGAGAGAGCAGGAGCAGCGCAGGAGAGAGAGAGAGAGGGAGGCGGCCGAGAGACACCAGCGGGAGGAGAAGGAACAGGAGGAUGAGGAGGAGAAGAGGAAGAGGCUGGAGAGACAGAAAGCAGAAGAAGAGCAGGAUCUGGGAGAAGCGGGUCGAGGGGAUCGAGACGAGAAGGAGAAGAGCAGGAGAACACAGAAGGACGUCACACUCGACCCUGCCAUGAAGAGCAUGUCUCUGGACUCACAUGUGCCCUCGAGUGCUAGGGAGUCUCUGAUGAGAGCACACAGUGAGGAGAUGGGCCGAACCGUACCUGGGCUGCCGGACGGCUGGAUGAAGUUUCUGGACACGGUGACGGGCACCUACAGGUAUUACCACUCGCCCACCAACCGCGUGCACCUGUACCCCCCCGAGGUCAACACGCCUCAGGUCCCGAUCCAGCCCAGCUCAGCCGGAGCCCAGCCGGAGCCGGAGAGAGAGAGGGAGACGGAGCGAGAGAAGCAGAGAGAGAGGGAGAGAGAGAGAGACCAGUCUAAACUCAAGCGCUCGUACUCGUCUCCAGACAUCAGCCAGGAGCUCAACGAGACCAGGAGACCAGCAGCCGUGCCCACUUUCAACAGAGAGAACAAGCCUCUGACAGCCUCCUAUAAGACGGUGGAGAUCUCCCGCCCGUCGGCUGCUAAGAUCCGGAACCUGAACCCGGUGUUCGGGGGUCAGGGGCCGUUACUGACGGGCCUCCGUAACCUUGGCAACACCUGCUACAUGAACUCCAUCCUCCAGUGUCUGUGUAACACCGUUGCCAUGGCGGAGUAUUUCAACAGGAACUACUAUCAGGACGACAUCAACAAGGCUAAUAUCCUGGGCCACAAGGGCGAGGUGGCGGAGGAGUUCAGCGUGCUCAUGAAGGCGCUGUGGUCGGGUCAGUAUAAGAUCAUCAGCCCACAGGACUUUAAAGGAACCAUCUGUAAGAUCAACAGCCGCUUCUCGAGCUUCGAGCAUCAGGACUCGCAGGAGCUGCUGCUGUUCCUCAUGGACGGACUGCACGAGGACCUCAACAAGGCGGAUAAGCGCAGGGGUUAUAAGGAGGAGGACAUCGAUCACCUGGAUGACGUGAGCGCUGCGGAUCUGGCCUGGUCCAAACACAAGCUCCUGAACGAGUCCAUCAUCGUGGCUCUGUUCCAGGGCCAGUUCAAGUCCACGGUCCAGUGCAUGAGCUGCCAGCACAAGUCCCGCACCUUCGAGACCUUCAUGUACCUCACGCUGGAGAUGACGGCCAGCAGCAAGUGCUCUCUGCAGGACUGUCUGAAGCUGUUCCAUAAAGAGGAGCGUCUGACCGACAGCAACCGCUUCUACUGCCGCCACUGUAAGACACACCGAGACGCCAUCAAGAAGAUGCAGAUCUGGAAGCUGCCGCCCAUCCUGCUGGUGCACCUGAAGCGGUUUAAGUAUGACGGCCGGUGGCGUGAGAAGCUGCAGACGCUGGUGGACUUCCCGCUGGAUAAUCUGGACCUGUCGCAGUACGUCAUCGGGCCCAAACACAACCUGAAGAAGUACAACCUGUACGGCGUAUCUAAUCACUACGGCGGGAUGGACGGCGGCCAUUACACGGCGUACUGCAAGAACCCGCUCAAGCAGCGCUGGUUCAAGUUCGACGAUCACGAGGUUUCCGAGAUCUCGGCCGCCAACGUUCGCUCGGCCGCCGCGUACAUCUUCUUCUACUCCUCCCUGUGAUGGGAGAGCGACAGCUCGUCACCGUGGCGACUGGGUGAUUGACACACAGUGGGCGGAGCUGACACCUCUGCUGAUGAUCGCGUCUCUCUCUCUCUCUCUCUCUCUCUCUCUCUCUCUGGGCGAUACAG
This is a messenger RNA of Rhinichthys klamathensis goyatoka, 3493 nucleotides long. It is a transcript of the gene usp8, whose product is annotated as ubiquitin specific peptidase 8. NCBI's taxonomy places the organism in Eukaryota, Metazoa, Chordata, Actinopteri, Cypriniformes, Leuciscidae. The transcript is spliced from 19 exons. Gene Ontology annotation, cellular component: dendritic spine; cytosol; extrinsic component of plasma membrane. Gene Ontology annotation, biological process: Ras protein signal transduction; protein K63-linked deubiquitination; endosome organization. Gene Ontology annotation, molecular function: cysteine-type deubiquitinase activity. Bases 243 to 3365 code for a protein of 1040 amino acids. The record is from RefSeq and is a predicted model, not a curated record.